GCAGCCACAGCCGCUGCGGCCCGGGCAGCCUCCGCCGCGGUCGCCGCCUCUGAUGCGCCUGCCCUCUCCCGGCUCCGCGUUCCGGGAGGAUGUGGGUCCUCGGCAUCGCAGCAACUUUUUGCGGAUUGUUCUUGCUUCAAGGCUUUGCGCUGCAAAUCCAGUGUUAUCAGUGUGAAGAAUUCCAGCUGAACAACGACUGCUCCUCCCCCGAGUUCAUCGUGAAUUGCACGGUCAAUGUUCAAGACAUGUGUCAGAAAGAAGUGAUGGAGCAAAGUGCAGGCAUCAUGUACCGCAAGUCGUGUGCAUCAUCGGCAGCCUGCCUCAUCGCCUCGGCCGGGUACCAAUCCUUCUGCUCCCCUGGGAAACUGAACUCAGUGUGCAUCAGCUGCUGUAACACCCCUCUUUGCAACGGGCCCCGGCCCAAGAAACGGAGCAGUUCUGCCUUGGCCCUUCGGCCUGGGCUCCCCACCACCAUCCUGCUCCUCCAGUUAGCCCUCCUCUUGGCUCACUGCUGAAGUUGAAGGAGAUGCUCACCCUUCCUGCAUUGUUCUUCUGGCCCUUCACUCCCUCUGCUCCCCAAGCUUCUCCUGUGUGUCCUUUUAUUCUGGGUGGGGAGGGGCGGGGUC
Callorhinus ursinus (northern fur seal) is the source of this 626-nucleotide messenger RNA. RefSeq names its product LY6/PLAUR domain containing 1 (gene LYPD1). The record is from RefSeq and is a predicted model, not a curated record. Gene Ontology annotation, molecular function: acetylcholine receptor inhibitor activity. Gene Ontology annotation, biological process: acetylcholine receptor signaling pathway. Lineage: Eukaryota; Metazoa; Chordata; Mammalia; Carnivora; Otariidae.